Bombina bombina (fire-bellied toad) is the source of this 2012-nucleotide messenger RNA. RefSeq names its product V-set and transmembrane domain containing 2 like (gene VSTM2L). The transcript is spliced from 4 exons. The coding region runs from base 60 to 641 and encodes 193 amino acids. Lineage: Eukaryota; Metazoa; Chordata; Amphibia; Anura; Bombinatoridae. The record is from RefSeq and is a predicted model, not a curated record.
UCCGCGCAGAGCGCAGCCUGCAGUGGGAGAGUGGCUGGAGCCCCCCGGGUGACUGCGCCAUGGGAGCCUGGGGACUCAGCCUGGGGGUCCUGCACUGUCUGGGGGUCUACUUGCAGCUGAGCUAUGGGAACAGGCACAACACGGCAGAUGCAUUGUUCACUGAGACGCCACAUGACGUUAGUGCACACCCUGGUGAGGAUGUCGAGAUGGCAUGUUCCUUUAGAGGCAGUGGUGACAUCCCUUACUCUCUGGAAAUUCAGUGGUGGUACACGCGCAAUCACAGAGACUGGGCAAACAAGGAGACAUGGGCAGAAAGCCAGCUCAAAUCUCUCCCUGGAACCCUUGAGAAAGGAGCCACUAAGAUAAGUGUGGUAAAGGUCUUUGGGAGCAACAUCUCACACAAAUUGCGCCUAUCCAAUGUCAAGACCUCGGACGAGGGAACCUAUGAGUGCCGUGUAAUGGAUUAUAGUGAUGGUAAGGGGCGACAGCACCGCGUUAAGGCUUUCCUGCGUGUUGAACAAGAGAUAGGCAGGAGAGUAACAAAUCCACAUCGCAUGCAAGAUACUGGCACUCAUCGCCAUUUUCCAGGGAAGGAGUUGAAGAAGCGGGCAGCAGUACCCUGCGAGCAGUGCCAGCUGUAGACUGUCAGAUGUGCAAAGUGUACAGAGGAGUGCAUGAGAGGCAUCACCCCAUUCUUAUCUCAACACCCCAAAGUUAAACUUCACUUCUCCUUUUAAGAGUGGAGAAUGACUUUAAAAUUCCACCAAGUGGUGCCCCUAUUCAUGCUGGAAAAAUGUAAUAAGUCUUGAUAAGACUAAUAAAAUAGGCAAGGAGCAGGUUUCUUCACUUAACUGUCUCCAACCACUGCAACUCAAUCACCAGCAACUGAUUUACUCCAGUGUUGCCCUGCAGCUGCAAACGGUGGCUCAUAUUGAUGUACCAUUUAAUUUAAAUUUGCUCAUGUUGUCUGACCGUUGGCUUUGGGGACAUUAAGGUUUGUGCUUAGUAUUAUACAAAACUACAAAUGCUGUGAUGUCUUUGGAAAGUGUUUUAAAACAUAAGGCUGGGCAUUUAUUUUCUGUCACAGAAGGAAUAGGGACAAUCCCAAUUUCCCUUUUACCAUAGCAGUUAACUCAUUUUUCUCUUUAGCUUCAAGGGGGAUUUAUUUAAUUAUGGCACCUGUUUACUGACAGUAUUAUCGUACAUAUGUUGUACAAACUCUACAAAGUUUAAAAUAAAGUUAUGUUAUAAAUUGGUGAAAAAUAAUUGAACUUGGGACUGACCAUCAAACCCACUAAACAUAUAAUUACAAAUGCCCCCUUUUGGACUGAUCUUGUAAGCUAUUAAAAUGCUCCUCGUUUACUGUGGUCCUAAUUGGGGCCAACAAUCAUUUUGUUUGUGAUCAAGCAUCUCACAACUGCUAAUAAGACUGGAACGCGAAAUGCGUGAGCUGAACCAUCUUUUAUGGGGCAUUGCUAACAGAACUUUUAGGCAAUGCUUAUUCCUGUACUCAUUCAUUUGUUAGGGGCUUUGCAGUAAAGCAAUCCACCACGGGGGGAUAACCCAUUGCAUUUUACAAUUAUUUAUUGGACAAUGAACCAAAAAAGAUGCGCUUGUACAUUUAACACUUUCACCUCCUGGGGAACAGUACAUUUGUUUUACUAUUGCCAGUUGUUAUUUAAAGAACUUCAUAUUUUGGCUGUAACAAAUGUAAUCAUGGCAUAAUUUACUAAGGAUAUGCCACCUACUAUGUACCUACCUUGUACAUGCUGUUGCUUUUUCAGGAACCAUGGUGUUGGUUUAUUAUAUAUUUAAGCUCAUCACAUGGUAAACCAGCCCUAAGGUGCUUUAUUGCUUAUAUGUGACUACACAAUUCUACAAUGUACUGAAAAUUCAGUCCCUUUCACCUUUUCAUCUCCCUUUUUCAUGAGUGGUUCCUGUCUCACAUUUCCUCUCCCUCCGUGGCACCAGAUGCCUCUCUGGAUGUAAAUAAAGCUGUUGGUUGUCCCACA